Messenger RNA from Zeugodacus cucurbitae (melon fly), 1237 nucleotides. RefSeq names its product caspase. Lineage: Eukaryota; Metazoa; Arthropoda; Insecta; Diptera; Tephritidae. The annotation marks the transcript as partial. Gene Ontology annotation, cellular component: cytoplasm. Gene Ontology annotation, biological process: apoptotic process; proteolysis. The record is from RefSeq and is a predicted model, not a curated record. The transcript has a single exon.
ACACAGCGUGACAAAGGCUACUUAAUACUAGCUUCCGAAGAGAUUAAUUCAGGGUCCGAUCCUUCUGAAUUAGCUUGUACAGCAAGCAUGUCAAUCGAUAGAGAUGCAGUUGAAUAUAAUAUGCGACACAAAAAUCGUGGAUUGGCAUUAAUAUUUAAUCAUGAGAAUUUCGAUGUACCGACAUUAGAACCUCGUACAGGUACAAAUGUGGAUUGUGAAAAUUUAACACAGGUCCUUAAAAAGCUGGAUUUUGAUGUGAAUGUGUUCAAGGAUUGUAGACUGAAUGAGUUAAAGCAGCAAUUAGUAAGUGCUUCACAGAAGGAUCAUAGCGAAAAUGAUUGCAUUUUGGUUGCGAUAUUGUCGCAUGGCGAACAUGGUUAUAUAUACGCAAAGGAUGUACAAUAUAAAUUAGAUGCAAUUUGGUCUUACUUUACACCACAAAAAUGCCCCAGUUUGGCUGGUAAACCGAAACUAUUCUUCAUACAAGCUUGUCAAGGAGAUGAAUGUGAUCCAGGUGUCACUUUGAACCGUCGCACCGAAACCGAUGGUGAUUCAUCAAUGAGUUAUAAAAUUCCUUUACAUGCAGAUUUUUUGAUUGCUCACUCAACCAUGCCGGGAUUUUGCUCUUUUCGUUGUCCAAUGCAAGGAUCUUGGUUUAUACAUGCACUUUGCACCGAGUUGGAAAUGAAUGGCAAACGUUUGGAUAUGUUUACAUUAUUGACAUUUGUAUGCCGAAGAGUCGCUGUAGACUAUCAGUCCUAUGCGCCGGAUACUCCAAAAAAGCAUGAGCAAAAGCAGAUACCAUGCAUUACUUCAAGGUUAAUGCGCAUCUUACGUUUCCGGGAGAAGCGAGCAUUGCAGUAAACCAGAAAAUAUUUUUUUCAUGUUAAAUUUUGAAAUCUAUUUACAUUCAUGAAGCAUUAACACAUUUAAUCUUUUAAUUGCUGAUAUAUUUGUUUUAUGUGUGUAUCUUGAUUUAAUAUAUUGGAAUAUUAAUACGCAAUUGGUUUUUGUUUUGAUUUAUUUUAUUCAGCAUUAUCUCUCGCUAAAUUUUACAUGUCUCGAUAAUUUACGAAAUAUUUAUCACAGUAAAAUAAUAUUACAAUUAAAUAAAUACUUAAAAUAUUGCUUUUUAUAUAAUAGAAACGAAAGGAAAUUGACUAUUUGAAAUCAAAAAGUUUGUUAAAGCAUUUGUGUAUCGUAUUUAUAUUGAAUAAAUCACAAAUAUAAAAACACA